AUGUUCUCAUUCACAGUUUAUUAUUUAAUAUUAGUUAUAGUUAGUGUAAAAUGUAAAUCUUUAACAGUAACCAAAAAUUAUGAUGAAUCUUUCUACCCCGUGACAGGGGUAGUGGAAGAAAAAGUAGGAACUACCUUUUCUUUAAUAUGCGAACUUGAAUCUGAUGAAGAAAGAAAUGCUGUAGAUGACCAUCUAACUUGGAUAAAGAGAGAAAUAUUGUCGAACCAAACAAGAUUACAAAAAAUUAUACCUAGUUUCCCAGGUAUUAACAAAUCAGUAAAACAAUUCAACCCUCUGCGGGCAGAGGAUAAAGGUAUAUAUACUUGUAUAAGUUACAAAUUUAACCUCUCAAUAACUGUAACUGUCCUACUCAUUGACAAUAUCAAAAGAAAUGAUCUUAGACCACGUGAAACAAUUUUUUGCAAUGAUCAGAUGUUCCAGUGUAUCUCGAAUGGGGUCUGUAUCAUACCCCAUUAUGUCUGUGAUGGGAAACCUGAUUGCAAAGAUGCUUCUGAUGAAUCUCUAGAAAAGUGCAAUGGUGAACCAUGUAGAGAUAAAAUACCAUGUGAUGAUGGGAGAUGCAUCCCAAGUAGUUGGUGUUGUGAUAGACACCAUGACCCAAAUUGUUCUGUGACGAAUAGACCAAAAUGUUGUCAGUCACUUAUCAUACCAGAAUCUUAUGAAGAAAUGGAGUAUGGGUAUCCCAAUAAUAUGAAUCAUAACAAUCACAAUGGUGCUCGGUAUUUGUUCAUAUCAGUCUGUAUCAUCAGCAUCCUCUUUUCGAUCGUUCUUCUUCUUCUCAUCGUAUCGAAAGUGAUGAUCUUCGCUAAAAAGAGCGCUUUACAACAACAGCGGCACAACUUAUGCGAAAACAUAGCUCUACGCAACCAAACCAACGUCAAUAUAAUCCGAGCAGACUUCGCUCCGACGGGAAUCUACACGGUGCGCAACAAUUCGCGCACGCCCCGUUCCAACAUAAUCAUAGAUACUUCGGAGGUCAGCGAUCCUCUUUUGUUCAAUCCCGCACGCUUUAACGACGUCAAUUUUAGGAGUUAUACCGAUCAACCACCGUCCUACGUUGACGUUUUGAGAAACAAUCGGUUGAUCAGCGAACCGCCGCCUCCGUAUACCAGCAGAGAGAUACUUAAUUGUAACGAGGAAAGGCAGGAGAGGAGAUGA
Psylliodes chrysocephalus is the source of this 1179-nucleotide messenger RNA. The record is from the annotation of a GenBank genome assembly. NCBI's taxonomy places the organism in Eukaryota, Metazoa, Arthropoda, Insecta, Coleoptera, Chrysomelidae.